UCUUUUCCGAUAAAGUUUUAGUUCGAGGGUUAGGGUCUUUAGCUUCUUUAGUGCGUCUAACAAAUGCAAGUAUUCCUUGUCUUUACGUGACUCACUCACGGGUAGCAUAUAAGGUACCCAUCCGGCUCACGCACAGUUCAUCUGUCGAAAUGGAUCUUGUCGAGAAGGCUAAGGAAGCCGCAGCCCAAAGAGCAGUUGACAACCACAUCAAAAACAACUACAUUGUGGGUAUUGGAAGUGGAAGUACGGUAGUCUAUGCGGUUGAGCAUCUGGCUCGUAGGGUAAAAGAGCAUGGGUGGAAGAUAUCUUGUGUACCUACAUCAUUUCAAGCUAAAGAACUGAUUCGGAAACAUGGCCUUGUGAUGACAGAUCUGGAAGAAAGCCCUGAGUUGAAUGUGGCAAUUGAUGGCGCCGAUGAAGUAGAUGCUAAGCUGACUCUAAUCAAAGGCGGAGGUGGAUGCCUUACCCAGGAGAAGAUUAUUGCAUCCUGUGCCAAAGAGUUUGUUGUUGUGGCUGACUACAGGAAAGAUUCCUCGACCCUUGGCGAGAACUGGAAGAAGGGCAUUCCUGUCGAGGUGAUACCAAUGUCCUAUGUCCCUGUGCAGAGGAAAAUAGAAAAGCUGCUUGGACAUAAGGCAGAAUUGCGGCAGGCAGCUAGAAAAUGUGGACCAGUUGUAACCGACAAUGGAAAUUUCAUACUUGACUGCAAGUUUACCCCACAGAAGGACUGGUCAGCUGUUAACACUACUCUGAAGAUGAUUCCUGGUGUUGUUGAAACAGGUCUUUUUGUUGGAAUGGCACACAAGGCCUACUAUGGGUUAAACGACGGCUCAGUGAAUGAGAAGAAAGCUGCUUGAGCUGGUUUUUCUGACUCGCUAUAUUUUUGUAUUCAUAUACCAAUUUGAAAAUUGUACAGUGCAUAGGCUAAGCUUCGAACAGACUUUGGCAGUGCAAUGCUAUAUUGGCUGGCUAGUCAACUUAUUAACAACUUGGAAGUUGCAAUUUGUAAGAUGGCUGGUGACAAAGGCCACUGGUAAUUUUACUCUUUUCAAGGGAUCAUUUUCCUCCUCUUAAGUGUAGAAUAAAUGCAUUUUU
Messenger RNA from Dermacentor silvarum, 1095 nucleotides. It is a transcript of the gene Rpi, whose product is annotated as ribose-5-phosphate isomerase-like. Gene Ontology annotation, cellular component: intracellular membrane-bounded organelle. Bases 150 to 857 code for a protein of 235 amino acids. The transcript is spliced from 8 exons. Lineage: Eukaryota; Metazoa; Arthropoda; Arachnida; Ixodida; Ixodidae. Gene Ontology annotation, molecular function: ribose-5-phosphate isomerase activity. The record is from RefSeq and is a predicted model, not a curated record. Gene Ontology annotation, biological process: D-ribose metabolic process; pentose-phosphate shunt, non-oxidative branch.